Podarcis muralis (Common wall lizard) is the source of this 1747-nucleotide messenger RNA. The record is from RefSeq and is a predicted model, not a curated record. NCBI's taxonomy places the organism in Eukaryota, Metazoa, Chordata, Lepidosauria, Squamata, Lacertidae.
AGAGGAGCUGCAUUUGGUCUUCUGCAGUUCUGGAGAAGCACCCAAGAGCAGCAGCAGCAGGAGGAGGAGACCCACACGGAGGGAGACCCACACAGAGGGAGACCCACACCUCAGACGGACCACAGAAAUCCUGAAUAUUGGCUUGUGAAUUUUUCUGCUUGUCUGAAUAUGGCUGGGAAAAGCACAGAACUGAGGAUUGCCCUGGUGGGCAAAACUGGAGCUGGGAAAAGCGCAACAGGAAACACCAUCCUGGGGGACAAAAGGUUUUCAUCCUUCUCGUCCCCUUCCUCAGUGACAGCAAAAUGCCAGAAAGAGGACACGGUCAUUGGUGGUAGGAGAAUUGUGGUGGUUGAUACGCCUGGCUUUUUUGACAUAAAUGUUCCAGAAGAUGUGACCUCCAAGGAAAUCAAGACCUGCGUGAAGCACAUCUACCCAGGAGCCCAUGUCAUCAUACAAGUCAUGCAACUGACUCGUUUCAGCAAGGAGGAGAAAGCCGUUGCUCAGUUGAUCCAGAAGAUCUUCAGCUGCAAAGCCAAGGACUACAUGAUCAUCUUGUUCACCCGCAAGGAAGACCUGGAAGGUAGGCCUUUGAAAGCAUUCUUGGCGGAGGGAGACCAGGAUCUGCAGAACCAGAUCGCUCAGUGUGGAGGGAGAUGCCUGGCUUUCAACAACAAGGCGAAAGGGCAAGAAAGGGAGGAGCAGGUGACCGAACUGCUUGGGAUGAUCGACCACCUGGUCGAAAGGAACAAGGCAGCCCCCUGCUACACGGAAGACAUGCUAGAGGUGGACCAAGAAGAGAUUGAGAAGAUGAAGAGGAAAAUACGAAAGGAAGUGGAAAGGGAAAUUAAUGAAGAAAACAGAAGAAAGAAAGAAGAAGAGUCUGGCUCAAUAUGCAACAUACUGUAAUGCAUCUAGUGGGAAUGAUCCAGUGAUUCUCUAGUGAGAAUUAAACACCAGAACAUUUUCACUCUCGGUAGGGAUGUGCUGAAAUGCCUCCGUCUGCCCUGAUUUCCACUUGUACUUUCAGCCACUGCAAUUGGUUUAUUUUGCACAAAUCAGUAUUCCGUUUUGUCAUCUACUAAUGUGGAAAUGCAUAUAGUUUCAUAUAUUUUUUUCAUAGCACGCAAUAGACACUCAGUUGAUCAACGUGUAUUUACAAUUCAACUACCUUGCUUGCAUGGUGCCUUUCAAAAUUAAGGGCUUUAAGUUCCACUGAAUUCGACAAGUCGUUCCCACUAAUUCGGGUUAGGAUUUCAGCCAUUCUCCCUACCUUAAUUUCACAGUUCAGUUUAAGUUUGUCAUUCUAUCUCAUUUCCCUCACUCGGACACAAGGGAGGGACAGUUUAGCUGAAAGUGAAGAAAACUUUAGUGCUGGGGAAGGAAAGAAAAUUUAAAUUUAAUUUUACUUUUUGAUUAAGUUUUGGGGUGCUGAAAAACAGGCAGCCAAAUCCAGGUGGUUCUCCCCCCCCCCCUUCAGCAAAGAUGCUCAGACUUUAACUUGAGAAGACAGGUAAAAAUUCCACAGAAUUAACAAAAGCCAUCACUUCUAAAUUUCUUUCAGGUGGAUGGAAAUUGACAUGUGCUAUGAAAUAAUUCCUGAAUGUAUUUAAAUAUGCAACACACCUGUGUAUUGAACAAUGUUUUCUUGUUUAUGCUUAUAAUGCUUACUGUGGAAAUAUAAUAAAAAUUCAAUGCAUGUUCCAAAGCCUUUAAAAAGGUGUGGGGAAGUCAGGGAAAUAUGUUAUAG